CUGUACAUAUAAAUAUUGCAAAAAGCAAAAAUUCGACUGCAGUUUCGGCGUAUGCUGUAUCUCGUUAAGUUGUUGACAUAUUAGAGAUUUACGUUCGAAAAAUGAAAGCAAAGGAGUGUCUACUUUUGCUAUUUGACCGGCCUAAAGAAUCGCUGUCUAUACCGAAGGGCCCUGAUGGCGUUAGGUUUAUUGUCCCUAAAGAGUAUUUGAAAGAAGAAUUCCAAAAUCUUGUAGACGAACAUCAGCCAAGAUGGCAAUUCACACCUAACAUUGCAAGGUUAAGCAUUACUCCAAGAACCGAUUUCACAGCAUCUGAAGAUGAUGAUAGACCUCAGCACGAUAAAAAGACUGUUCGUGUUAAAUACAUUCCUUUGCCUUCCUUAGCUGAAGUAACUGAAAUAGGGAAAAACGAAAAUUUUUCCUUAUUUAUCCCGAAGCACCAAAGGAUAGCCGCAAAGCUAAUAUCGUUAUUUAUGGAAAUGAAGGAUUGCGAUGAACUGCUGUCGUUGGCCUGUUGCGCUCGAGAACGUGUCAAUCCUCUUCUUUUUCACUAUGCGUUAUCUGUAGCUUUAUUACAUCGGACUGAUACUAGAGAUUUAGAUUUGCCAUCUGUAGUAUUUUCAUUCCCGGAUAGAUACAUUGACAGUACAGUUUUUGCCAGAGUUCCAGAAGUUACUGUUUUACCAGAGAAUAAAAGGGCUCCGAUUAUCAUACCUAUGAAUUAUACGGCAUCCAAUUUGGAGGAUGAACAUCGUAUAGCAUAUUUCAGAGAAGAUAUCGGAGUAAAUCUUCAUCACUGGCACUGGCAUUUGGUAUACCCAAUGGAGGGAAAAAUUGACGUUGUUAAGAAGGAUCGCAGAGGGGAACUCUUUUACUAUAUGCACCAACAGAUUAUGGCAAGGUAUAAUUUUGAACGUCUUUGCAACGGAUUGAAGCGAGUGGAAAAAUUUACCAAUUUUAAUGACCCGAUAUUGGAAGCCUAUUAUCCGAAACUAAAUAGCAUGGUUGCCAACCGAAAUUAUCCUGCUAGAGUAUCGAACAUGCGUUGGCAGAACUUACAGCGAGACCUUGAAGAAGUCUUUGUGGAUGUAGAACAGAUGGAACGUUGGAGACAUAGAAUAUAUAACGCUAUUCAUAGGGGAUACGCUAGAGAUAAAAAGCGCGACCCGGUAGAACUAACAGAAAACGAUGGCAUCGACAUUUUGGGUAACAUGGUAGAAUCCAGUAUUCUUUCUCCAGAUAGAGAUUUUUAUGGUGAUUUCCAUAAUAUGGGUCAUAAUUUCGCUGCCUACAUUCACGAUCCUGAUUUCAGACACCUGGAGUACUCUGCCGUUAUGGGCGAUACUUCGACUGCUAUGCGAGAUCCAUUUUUCUACCGCUGGCAUGCAACUAUCGAUGACAUAUUCCAAAAUCAUAAGGACAUGUUGCCUGGUUAUACUGAAAAGCAAUUAGGUUUUGAGAACGUUAUUGUCCAAGACAUCAAAGUUCAAACGCAAGGUGCUCCUGUUAACACGCUUCAGACGCAUUGGCAACAGUCCCAAAUAGACCUCUCAAGAGGCCUGGACUUCCAACCUCGUGGAGCUGUUCUUGUAAAGUUCACACAUCUGCAACACAAACCAUUUUCCUAUGAGAUCACUGUCAAUAAUGCCAACUACUGUCCCACUGUUGGCACUUGUAGAAUAUUCAUGGCUCCCAAAUUCGACGAAAAAGGCAAACCAUGGACUUUUAAACAUCAGAAGAAUAUGUUUAUUGAGUUGGACAAGUUUACAGUAAAACUGAAAUCCGGACAGAACUCAAUAUCCAGAAAAUCGAGCGAAUCUUCAGUGACGAUUCCAUUUGGAAGAACUUUCCGAGAUUUGGAUAAAAAUAGACCAGAUAAAACUGAUGUCAAAGCAACGACUAAAUUCGAUUUUUGUGGAUGUGGUUGGCCAGAAAAUAUGUUGAUACCAAAAGGAAAUGAACGGUUUGAAGCAGAAUUAUUCGUUAUGAUUUCUGACUAUUCUGAUGAUAAAGUUCAGAAUAGCGUUACUGGAAAAUCCUGUGAUGCCGGAAGUUAUUGCGGCCUUAGGGAUAACCAGUAUCCUGAUCGUCGGUCUAUGGGUUAUCCAUUUGAUAGGCAACCUAGAGUACCUGAAGAACCUACGAAACGUAUUAAAACUCUUCAAGAGUUUCUUACACCGAAUAUGAAAGUCACAGACGUGUUUAUUCAGUUUAAUAACCAAAUAGAUGCAGCACCUAAAGUUAAUGAAAACGUCGAUAACAGUGAGAUAGAACAUCCAGUUGAUGUCGACAACAAUGAUGUAGAUGAAGGUAAACGAAAAGAACGAAAGGACCGAAAAGAACGAAAGGACCGAAAAGAACGAACGGACCGAAAAGAACGAAAGGAACGAAAGGAACGAAAAGAUCGAAAGGAACAAAAGGAACGAAAGGAACGAAAGAAAAGAAAGGAACGAAAACGAAAUUAUAGCUUCGACAGCUCCGAUAGCUCCAGUAGCGACGAAGAUGACAGCUCUGGAUCAUCCUCUUCUUCAGAAGAGUCAAGAGUUUCAGAACCACCUUUCGAUCCCUACGCACUUCCUACCGAUGAGCCUUUAGAACCUUCACCUAAAAUAGAAGAAGAACCGGUAUAUACCUUUGCAGCAACUUAACCAAGUAUGAGGAUCAGGAAUGGAAUUAUUUUGUUUACUCUUUGCGAAGGGAUUCAUUAAUAAUUAUUCAGAUUUCUUUUUUAUUUUUAACUGCUUAUUUUGUAUUUACUAUGUAGGUACUGUGCAUAACUUACCUUGUAGGCUUUGGGCAAACUUUGUAUUACUUUUGGUAAUAAAUUUAAAUAUUGCUUUA
Molecule: messenger RNA, 2841 nt
Organism: Diabrotica virgifera virgifera (western corn rootworm)
Lineage: Eukaryota; Metazoa; Arthropoda; Insecta; Coleoptera; Chrysomelidae
Product: phenoloxidase 1-like
Exons: 13
Coding region: 102-2648 (848 amino acids)
Molecular function (GO): oxidoreductase activity
Source: RefSeq, a predicted model, not a curated record